AUUUAUAAUAUGAGGUUGGACACAUCUGUAAUCAUAUAAUUAUAUUUACUUUAGUAUCUAGCUUAUUUGACUAAGGAUGAAUUAAGAGUACUUGUAGCUGUGGAAAUGGGCAUGAAGAAUCAUGAAUAUGUACCUGUUUCAUUGAUUGAAAAAAUAUCAAAAGUUAAAAGAGCCAAUGCUUAUUAAAUUUUACAAUAACUAUUGAAACACAAACUUGUUUAACAUGUGGCUAAAAAAUGUAUAAUUCUACAAUUAAUUAAUUCUAGAUGAUGGUUAUAGACUCACAUAUUUGGGUUAUGAUUUCUUAGCCUUAAGUGCUUUCUACAAAAGAGGUACCAUAGUUUAAGUUCUUUCUAAAGUUGGAGUUGGAAAAGAAUCUGAUAUUUAUAAAUGUAUCAAUUCAGAUGGUAAUUUUGUCAUCCUUAAAUUGGCUCGAUUGGGUAGAACAUCUUUUAGAACUAUUAAAAAUAAGAGAGAUUAUAUUAAAAAUAGAACAUAAUAUAAUUGGCUAUAUCUUAGUAGAUUAGCUAGUAUUAAAGAAUAUGCAUAUAUGGAAACUUGUUAUAAGAAUGGAUUUCCAACACCAAAACCAUAUGAUUGGAAUAGACAUGCUAUUGUAAUGUCUUUUAUUGAUGGAUAUACUUUAUGUAGUAUUUAAGAACUUGGUGAUGUAGAUGGAGUAUUUAUCUAAUGUAUUAACUUAAUUGAAAAGUUUGCAAGUCAUGGACUUAUUCAUUCAGACUUUAAUGAAUUCAAUCUUAUGAUAACAGAAUAAUAAAAAAUUCUAGUCAUUGAUUUUCCUUAAAUGGUAUCAACUUAACAUUUGAAUGCAGAAUUCUAUUUCUAAAGAGAUUUAGAUUGUAUUAACAUCUUUUUUUAAAGAAGAUUUAAAGCAAAUUUGCAUUCAGAUUUGAAAUUAAAAGAUAUUAAAGUUAUUAAACAUCUUGAUCAUGAAGUCAAAGCAUCAGGUUUUAUUAAAUCAGAACUUAAUGAUAAUAAAGAAUUAGAAAUUUUAGAAGCAGCAUUAUAAGAAUAAUAAUAAUUUUAAGAAGAAAAUGAAAAUGAAAAAUUCUAAUAAGAUGAUGAUGAUGAAGAUAAUAUUGGUUAAGAUGAUGAUGAUGAAGAUAAUUAAGAUGAAGAAGGUGAAUAAGAUGAUAAUGAUGAAGAUAAAUAAGAUAAUUAAGAUGAUGAAGAAGAUGAAGAUGAUGAAGAUGAAGAAGAUGAUGAAAAUGAAGAAGAUGAAGAAAAUUUAAAUAAUCAAGAAGAUGAUUAAAAACAAUAAGAAGAAAAUAAUAAUCAAGAAAAUAAAGAAUAAUAAUUAUAAGAUACUUAAAUUCCUAAAAAUAUAACUAAAAUCACAGAAUUAGACCAAAAGAAUAUUAAAAAAUUUGUUUAAAAGAAAUUUCGUAAAAAGAUGGUUAUUAAAAAGAAUAUCAAUAAAACUAAAGGAAUUGAGGAUAAUAAAACAUUAACUGAAUAAGCACUCCAUUAUUUAUGA
This is a messenger RNA of Paramecium primaurelia, 1498 nucleotides long. NCBI's taxonomy places the organism in Eukaryota, Ciliophora, Oligohymenophorea, Peniculida, Parameciidae. The record is from the annotation of a GenBank genome assembly.